Hyaena hyaena (striped hyena) is the source of this 1078-nucleotide messenger RNA. It is a transcript of the gene RAB13, whose product is annotated as RAB13, member RAS oncogene family. The transcript has 8 exons. The coding region runs from base 148 to 756 and encodes 202 amino acids. Gene Ontology annotation, biological process: protein localization to plasma membrane; protein secretion; regulation of exocytosis. Gene Ontology annotation, molecular function: GTP binding; GTPase activity. The record is from RefSeq and is a predicted model, not a curated record. Gene Ontology annotation, cellular component: trans-Golgi network transport vesicle; endosome; plasma membrane. NCBI's taxonomy places the organism in Eukaryota, Metazoa, Chordata, Mammalia, Carnivora, Hyaenidae.
GGGGUGGGGCCCAGAGGGGUGCCGCCUCCCCUCCAUCCCGGAGCCUGGGCGGGGAGGGAGGAAAACUUCCUGGCCCGGGCUCCCGGCCGCUCCGUCCCCGGCCCUCCGAUCCCGCUCCCCCCCGCCCCCGGCUCCCCGGUGUCCGCCAUGGCCAAAGCCUACGACCACCUCUUCAAGUUGCUGCUGAUCGGGGACUCGGGGGUGGGCAAGACCUGUCUGAUCAUUCGCUUUGCAGAAGACAACUUCAACAGCACUUACAUCUCCACGAUCGGAAUCGACUUCAAGAUCCGCACUGUGGAUAUAGACGGGAAGAAGAUCAAAUUGCAGGUCUGGGACACAGCUGGCCAGGAGCGAUUCAAGACGAUCACCACUGCCUACUACCGCGGAGCCAUGGGCAUCAUCCUAGUAUACGACAUCACGGAUGAGAAGUCUUUCGAGAAUAUUCAGAACUGGAUGAAAAGCAUCAAAGAGAACGCGUCGGCUGGGGUGCAGCGUCUGCUGCUGGGCAACAAGUGUGACAUGGAGGCCAAGAGGAAAGUGCGGAGGGAGCAGGCCGACAAGCUGGCUCGGGAGCAUGGAAUUCGAUUCUUCGAGACAAGUGCCAAAUCCAGCACAAAUGUGGAUGAGGCCUUCAGUUCCCUGGCCCGGGACAUCUUGCUCAAGUCAGGAAGCCGGAGAUCGGGAAACAGCCACAGGCCCCCUGGCGCCGACCUGAGAGCCUGUGACAAGAAGAGCAGCAGGUGUUCCCUCGGCUGAGGACCCGGGCGUGGACAGCGGCCGGGGGAGGCAGGGCUGAGGGCGGGCAGGGGAGGAAGGGCAGGUGGGGCUCGCAGGGGACAGAGGCGGGUCAGUGGCGGACGGACGGGUGGGGAGCAAAUGCAGAAGGAAGAGAGGAAUGUGAGGAGAGAGAAGGUGGAAUAGAGAGGCAGGGAGAGGCGAGGAGGAGAAAGACGUCAGGAGGUGAAUGAAGGUGAGGGGCGGGCAGGGAGGGGGGAGCGAAGCCAAGGCCCUGGGCGUCGGACCCUCCCCGGGCUUCUAGGGCACACGGAAGUGGAAAUAAACCGUUGGUUCAAGGCCC